Molecule: messenger RNA, 1737 nt
Organism: Saccharomyces eubayanus
Lineage: Eukaryota; Fungi; Ascomycota; Saccharomycetes; Saccharomycetales; Saccharomycetaceae
Gene: VPS36
Product: ESCRT-II subunit protein VPS36
Exons: 1
Coding region: 1-1737 (578 amino acids)
Biological process (GO): protein transport to vacuole involved in ubiquitin-dependent protein catabolic process via the multivesicular body sorting pathway
Cellular component (GO): ESCRT II complex; late endosome membrane
Molecular function (GO): phosphatidylinositol-3-phosphate binding; ubiquitin binding
Source: RefSeq, a predicted model, not a curated record
AUGGAGUACUGGCACUAUGUGGAAACAACGUCUUCGGGCCAACCUCUACUUCGAGAAAACGAAACAGAUAUUUUUAUCGACCAGUCUGUAGGCCUUUACCAUGGCAAGUCAAAGAUCUUGCAGAGACAGCGGGGCAGAGUUUUCUUAACGUCACAAAGAAUCAUAUACAUCGAUGAUUCUAAGCCCACUCAAAAUUCGCUAGGCUUGGAGUUGGACGACCUCGCGCAUGUUGAUUAUUCGUCUGGCUUUUUGACCAGAUCGCCUCGUUUGAUUUUGUUCUUCAAGGACUCCUCCAGUAAAGACGCCCUGGAGAAACGCGCGGAUGCAAUGUGUAGCAAUGUCGUUUCCACGUGGGUCUGCCCCAUUUGUAUGGUCUCGAACGAAACACGGGGGGAAUUUGCUAAGGACACUCUACCUUUACCCAUUUGUGUCAAUUGUGGCGUGCCAGCAGAUUACGAACUAACCAGGUCUUCAAUAAACUCUUCCAAUACAACAAACACAACGUCCAGUGAUCAAUCUGGGUCGGACUCUGACAAAAAUGUUUGUUCCGCUUGCACUUUUGUUAAUCAUCCUCAAAUAGGUAAUUGCGAAAUUUGCGGCCACAGGCUACCUAACGCAUCCAAGGUACGAUCGAAAUUGAACAAAUUGAGAAGCUUUCAUGAUUCUAGGAUCCAUAUCGAGUUAGAAAAACACUCACUGAGUAAAAGUAAAAGCUCACAUUCGGCAUCGUCAGCUGCGCCGUCGUCGUCGUCAUCAACAGCAACACCUACAGAAUUCGUACAGUUAAGCUUCCGUAAGUCCGAUGGUGUUUUGUUCUCGCAAGCCACUGAAAAGGCUUUGGAAGGCAUACUUCAUGAAAAAAAUAAGCACAUCUUUAAUCAAAACGUAGUGUCUGUUAAUGGUAUAGAUGUGACGGAGACGGCCAACGGCCACGAUCGUGAUAAUGAUGUUCUAUUUGUAGAGACUAAGCUGAGUAGGAUCGGCAUAGCGAGUCUGGAAAAGUCCAGAGAAAACCAGCUCUUGAAUAACGAUAUUCUUUUCAACAACGCAUUGACCGAUCUGAAUAAACUGAUGUCAUUGGCCACCAGCAUCGAAAGAUUAUACAAAAACAGCAACAUAGCGAUGAAAAAGACGACAACAAACUUCCAGGACGAAUCAACGGUUAAUGAACCGAAAGCCAAAAGACCGCUAUUGAUUCUUGAUAGAGACAAAUUCCUGAAUAAAGAGUUGUUCUUGGAUGAAAUCGCGAGGGAAAUUUACGAGUUCACGUUAUCGGAGUUUAAAGACUCAAACAACGACAACAACAAUACGAACUACAUGAUUGUAACCUUGGUAGAUCUAUAUGCAAUGUACAAUAAAUCCAUGCGUAUAGGUACUGGCCUUAUAUCCCCCAUGGAAAUGAAGGAAGCUUGCGAGCGGUUUGAACAUCUAGGUUUAAACGAAUUGAGAUUAGUAAAAGUUAACAAAAGAAUUCUGUGCCUGACAAGCGAAAAGUUCGACGUCGUCAAGGAAAAACUAGUGGAUUUGAUAAAUGAAAACCCUGGUUCUGAUCUUUUAAAAUUAACACAAAUCUUGAGUUCUAAUAAUUCACAGUCAAACUGGACUUUGGGUAUCCUUAUGGAAGUCUUACAAAGUUGUGUUGACGAGGGUGACCUACUGAUAGACAAACAAUUGAGUGGCAUUUACUAUUAUAAAAACUCUUAUUGGCCCCCUCACACUCAAAUAAUGAACGCAUAA